AUGAAAAAGUCACCGAAAGAAGAAUUAGAAAAAAUUUAUACUAAUAUUAAUCAACCCACUAUACGAAAUGAUGCUGUUGCAUUGUCGUUAAAUCAAGAUGAUAUCGUGACACCCGAUAUUUCAAAAGUGCUUAUAAUAUAUACAGGCGGAACUAUAGGAAUGAAAAAUAACAAUAAACAUGGUUAUUUACCAGUAUAUACACUUGCAUCUAUGUCAAGAUUUCAUGAUCAUAAUUUUAAUAAACAUUUGCAUCGAUUAUCUAAAGAUCAAUCAGAUUUCACUGAAGAGGAUGAUGAUAAUCAAGUACUUAUGAAUAAAGUUUCUGUUACUGGAUCAACCGGACCUCGAAAUAUGUUUAGACAAUAUGAACCUUUAUUAGAUUCAUGUAAUAUUUCUAGCGAAGAUUGGGUACGUAUCGCCGUAGAUAUUGAACUAAAUUAUGAAGCAUAUGAUGCAUUUAUAAUUCUACAUGGAACGGAUACAAUGUCUUAUACUGCUAGUGCUCUCAGCUUUUUAUUAGAAAAUUUAGGUAAAACUGUAAUUCUAACUGGUUCACAGGUUCCAAUAUCGGAAGUUCGAAAUGAUGCAGUAGAAAAUUUGUUAGGAGCACUUACCAUUGCUGGGCAUUAUGUCAUACCUGAAGUUUGUUUAUUUUUUAAUAAUAAAUUAUUUCGAGGUAAUAGAUCAGUUAAGAUGAAUGCUCUUGAAUUUAAUGCUUUUGAUUCUCCGAAUUUGGUUCCAUUGGCGGUAGUUGGAAUAAAUAUUGAUGUAAAUUGGGCAGAAAUAGUUCGACCUUCAGCACUAAAGUUUAGAGCUCACAAAACUUUAAAUAGAAAUGUUAGUAGUUUAAGAUUAUUCCCUGGUAUCACGGAUUCUACCGUAAAAGCAUUAUUGGCUCCACCUAUAGAAGGUGUCAUAUUAGAAACUUAUGGAGCGGGUAAUGCUCCUGAUACUAGAGAUGAUCUUAUGAGAGUAUUGGCUGAAGCUUGUGGUCGAGGUGUUGUAAUAGUAAAUUGUUCUCAAUGUAAGAGGGGUAUGGUAACCGAACUUUAUGCUACUGGAAAAGCUUUAGCUAGAGUUGGAGCUGUUCCUGGAAAUGAUAUGACUCCUGAGAAUGAUACACGUUAUUCACCUAAAGUAGUAAGAGAACUAAUGACCAAAAAUCUUCGAGGUGAACUUACCGUUUUGGCUCCUAAACCUAGAUACUCAUUUCAUAAUCGUACUCAUAAAAUAAUUCAAAAUAUGAUUGGGAUAAUAGGAUCAGGAGAUAAUUCAGAUAUAACAGCAGCGGACAUAACAUCUGAUUCCGCAUUAAUGAUAAACAUUCAAGAAAAUAUAUUAUUAGAAAAAUCCAUUUAUCCAAUUUUAUUAUGCUCAGCUGCUGGAACUGAUGAUUUGGAAGGAAUGUUAUUAUUAUUUGAAACUUAUGAAGCGGGUCAUCAUAGAAUUGUUAAAUUCUUAUUACAAAAAGGUGCCUCAGUUCACAUGAGAGAUAUAUUUGGUCAUACUCCUUUAUUUGAAGCUGCAAGAAAUAAACAUAAAAAUGUUAUUAAAUUAUUACGUGAGACUGGUGAUGUAGAAUUACUUCAACAUUUUAUAACCGCUGGUAUGGAUAUAAAUCGUACCGGUUUUGAUCAUCGUACCGCACUUCAUCAUGCUGUAGCGGAGGGUAGAGUGAAUGUGGUAAAAUAUUUAUUAUCAUUACCCGAAAUUAAUUUUGAAACUAAAGAUCGUUGGAGUCGUAAACCUAUUGAUGAUGCAGAAAUGAAUUUAGGUAGAAUGUGGGGAAGGGAUAAUGAUCGAGAAAAAGAAUUAAGAGAAAUUGUUGGAUUGUUAAGAGAACGAGAAGAUUGUAAUUUUAUUAAUAAUUUUAAUAAAGAAGUCGGAUUAAAACCUGAACUCAAAAACUCAGCAGGACGAAUCGGUUUUUCAUACCAUUCGUUAUCUCCGCAAUAG
Molecule: messenger RNA, 1956 nt
Organism: Diversispora eburnea
Lineage: Eukaryota; Fungi; Glomeromycota; Glomeromycetes; Diversisporales; Diversisporaceae
Source: the annotation of a GenBank genome assembly